Molecule: messenger RNA, 7713 nt
Organism: Anastrepha ludens (Mexican fruit fly)
Lineage: Eukaryota; Metazoa; Arthropoda; Insecta; Diptera; Tephritidae
Gene: Stim
Product: stromal interaction molecule homolog
Exons: 10
Coding region: 339-3257 (972 amino acids)
Biological process (GO): activation of store-operated calcium channel activity; intracellular calcium ion homeostasis; store-operated calcium entry
Cellular component (GO): plasma membrane; endoplasmic reticulum
Molecular function (GO): protein binding; calcium channel regulator activity; calcium ion binding
Source: RefSeq, a predicted model, not a curated record
CGUUCGUGUCAUUAAUUGGUUGACGGAAAGAAAACGGAAAAUAUUUCAUUUGUCGAUCACAUACCUUUUGUAGGGCACAGCUCAUAAUAAAAAGUGUAAAAUUACUCGAAAAUUUAUUGUGUUAUAACGUUAGCAGAUAAACUACGGGAGGAUGUGUUAUUGGUAGACGUUGUCUUCAAAAACAAAAACAAAAAAAAUAAUAUUACCCCUUUGGUAAACUUGCACAUCAACAUUUGUUAAUUGAUUCAGUAUUUACUAACUCACAGUUAGCUACUUUGCACACUGUUGGUGCACCGCAUAUUUUUUAACUGCACUCAGGCAGCAGAGAACAACAGAUAAUGCAGCGUAAACUGUUGCUCUACGCGCUUCUCUUCUUAGCUGUGACGUCCCAAAAAUGCCAUGUAGUCGAAAGUGGCGGCCCACCCAGUGAUACGAUGGGCGCCAUUGCCGCGAAUCGCUACAAUGCUGAACAGCAACAGCAGCAGCAUCAUCUGCAUGCAUCGACACAUCAUCAAGGUAGUACUGGCGGCGGUGGCGGUGGGAGUAACAGUGGUGCGCCGAUCCCCGCAGUGUCUUCAGCUGCGCAUGCCCAAUACCAUGCAUCUCCAUCGGGCAGUGGUCACAUGGAGCAUCGAAAUUCGUAUAAUCUUCUAAGUGAAGCCAUGUCACAGGCGGUCAGCAAUGAGUUCAGUUCAUUGGGCAGUGGCUCUGCUGAUGGUGCUUGCCAUGCAGAUGAUCUGGAUUGCUAUAGUGGAAAUCUGCAGGAUCGUUUGGGUAUGGAAGCUAUACGUACACUGCAUCGUCAACUCGAUGAUGACGACAAUGGCAAUAUCGAUUUGAGCGAAUCGGACGACUUUUUACGUGAAGAACUGAAAUAUGAUUCUGGAUAUGAGAAGCGUCAGAAAGCGUUCCAUUUCAACGAUGAUAUGCAUAUAUCGGUGAAGGAGUUGUGGGAGGCUUGGUUACGUUCGGAGGUGCACAACUGGACUAUGGAACAAACUACGGAUUGGUUAGCGCAAUCAGUGCAAUUACCACAAUAUGUUGAACUAUUUCGUUUGCAUAAAGUAACCGGAGCAACAUUGCCACGGUUGGCAGUGAAUAAUAUGCAUUAUGUGGGCAAUGUGCUGGGCAUAAAGGAUCCCAUUCAUAAGCAGAAAAUUGCGCUCAAAGCGAUGGAUGUUGUGCUUUUCGGGCCACCGCGUGAAACGGGCACACGAUGGAAAGAUUAUAUUUUAGUGACCUUAUUACUCAGUGCAAUUAUCGGCUGCUGGUAUGCAUAUCAACAGAAUAAAAAUGCUAAAAGACAUUUGCGACGGAUGGCACAAGAUAUGGAGGGACUGCAGCGUGCCGAACAAAGCUUACAAGAGAUGCAAAAGGAAUUAGAACGUGCUCGCAUGGAACAGGAAAAUGUCGCUACCGAAAAAAUGGACUUGGAACGUCGCCUGAAAGAGGCCCCCGCACUUUCAUCAUCCAGCUCAGAUCUGGAGGUGCAAAAGUUGAAAAAAGAAAUCGAAAUAUUGCGUACUGAGUUGUCGCGCGCUGAAAUCGAAUUGGUGGACAAUUGCUGGACACCACCACCACAACUACAAUCCUGGUUGCAGUAUACCUACGAGUUGGAGAGUAAAAACCAUAUGAAGAAGCGCAUUUCAGCCGAGAAACAAUUGCAGUCAGCGCGCGAAGCAUGUGAAAAAUUGCGCAAAAAGCGCUCAAGUCUAGUUGGUGCGUUUGUCUCGACGCAUGGGAAGAGUAUUGAUGAUGUGGAUCGUUCUAUUGUAGAGGCGCGUAAUGCACUCAGUGAAGUGACGAACGAAUUGCAGGAGCGCUUACAUCGUUGGAAACAAAUUGAAAAUUGUCUUGGUUUUAAUAUUGUCAAUAAUAAUGGCUUGCAGUAUUUAGAAAAUGUGCUGUACAGUCGGAAUGGUGGCAGCAGCGUUGGUUCGAACAAGGGCUCACGAGGACGCAUCACGAGCAGCAGCGAUGACUUAGAUGAUGAAUCUGUGCAAGCCAACUUUUGCGAUCCCAAAGCACGGACCUGGUACCAAUGGAAAUCUACACGUUCCUUAAUAGACAACAGCAACAGCAUAACACGAAAUCCAGCGCUAACGGCAACAACAACGGCCUAUCUGCGGGACAGCAAUUCAUCGGUGGCGGAAGCGGAGUUGGCGGAAAAAUUAGCGGAACCAACAGCAAGAAGAUGGUCAAGCAGCACAGCACAACUAGCCAACAGUCCACAUCGUCUACAUCAUCGUCCAUCCAUUCAACCCCAUCCGCACCAGCGGCUGUCGGCGCAGACGUACACAGCGGCAGCAGCAGUGGCGGCGGCAGCAAAGGACAAUCCCCUGGACGAUGGUCAUCAUAUGAGCGCAUCUUGCCAAUCCAUCAACAACAGCAGCAGCACGAACAUCAACUCCUUAUUUGGCAGCCAUUGCAGUCUGUGCAGCAACAGCAACUCCAGCACAAUCAGUCAACCAACCAGCAUGGAACACAACAGCAGCAUGCACAGCACACUGGAGACCAGGAGUCCUUCAAGCAGUCUCAGUACACAGCAACUGCUGGAAAGCCGCCAGCAAUCAACCAAUACCAACAGUUGCCCACUUCACUUGGCUUGCAGUCGCUGUGCCGGGAGACACAUCAGCAUGGGAAUGUUGACGCCACCGCCACCACCACAUCUACGUCAACUCUUGCGUCGGCACACAGUGAUACCCAAAUGGAGGAGCAACUGUUGCUCAACGCCGACAGCGCAAGUCUCGAUGGGGGAGGCACCAUCAAGAAGCGAAAACGACGCCUGCGCUUCCCUUUCGGCGGCGGACAUCGCAAAUCCGCCAGUAAUGCCAGCGCCAGUAGUGGCAGCACCGCAAGUGCUGGCGCCAAUCCCAGCUCAAACAAAAAUACAUAGCUCACAUAGCUCUGGCUGUUUGACUACAUCCUACAACGUUUUAGUAGGAGAUGUAGAGGAGACGGUAAGAAUGGACCGACAGCGACAAAGCGACGAUGACGACAAAAGGGACGCUAAUGCGGACAAUUAUAUGUUUAAAAAUGAUAAUAAACCGAAUAAAAAAGACAACAGCGUAGUUGCGAACAUUGACGCAGACCCAGAGGCUGAAGCAUACUCACAGGUUACUUUGAAUUUCGCUAAACGCGCCGCAGAUGUUGCAGCGACUGCGCGACAAUUGAACGAGCAUGACAAUAAUUUUAGAGAUUCCUUAUGCGAUUUAAAGCGCACCAUGACCAGUGGUUUUACUACCGCAAUCUCCUAAUAGGCUGUCCUACGAAAUAUUUUUUUAUACACGUUUUGCAGUCUUCCAUGCAAUAUAGACCAACGAUGCAAAGAAUGUGCGUGCGAGUACUUACUUAAGCUAAAUAUUCAUUUACUUAAAAAAUCAAGCAUGACCAUAUUAUUAACCCUGAUCUCCGAAAGCAUGGCUUUCUUCCAGAAAUACGCUUCAAUGCUGUUUUAUCAAUCCCGCACUUCCUCGCAUUGCUAUUCGUAUAAGAUUCCCAUCGCAGUAAGCAAAGCAAUAAAGCGAAGGCUUGCGCAAAUAUAAAAAAUACAAAUCGCUCAUUUGCUGCAAGAAUGUAAAAAAUGCAUGAUGGUAUAUACUUAUUAACAGUAUCUCAUUAGAUGAAAAUGUCUCUUAGGGAGGCUUAUAGUGUAGUGUGAUUACUCUAGACUUAAACGUAACUUAAGAGCAACCUGGUAAAUCGGAAAAAUGUAUAAAUGAUUACUCUAGCCUUAAGAAACUUAGCGAGCGGCUCAUUUUGGAUUUUUAAGUUACGUAAAUUACGAAAAUUGAGAGCGGCGAGAGAAUCAUGCUACUAUAUUUUUAAUGCAAUAAGCCUUCAACAAAUUAUAUUUGAUAUUAAUUUGUUUUAUUUUUGUUGGGAGUAUUUAUCGAGUGGCCGCCGUAGCCGAGUGGGUUGAUGGGUGAAUACAGGUUCGAAACACCAAAUGACAGAAAAGGUUUUUUCUAAUAACGGCCAACCCUCGGCAGGCAAUGGCGAACCUGUCAUGAUAAAACUCCUCAAAAAAUGAAACUAUUUGCCGUUUGAAGGCGGCAUAAAACUGUAGAUCCCUCCAUUUGUGCAAAAACCUCAAGACACACACUAUAACUAGGAGGAAGAGCUCGAUGAAAAACCCAAAAAUAUAUAUGAAACUGGGACGAAAAACAUAUGGUUAAAUUGGGUGAUCUUAUUUAUUGGACAGGAGAUUUUAACCACUGGAGUAAAUAUCAUUAAGUUUUUACGCAACUUAAGUGAAAUUUAAGUCUAGAGUAAUUACACUAUUAGUAAAUUGAAAACUUUUGAGGCCGCUUUCCUUGAAAUUUUGAUUAUGUUUUAGGUAUGAGGUUCUUCCAGCAAACUAGCGUUAUGUAUGUAGGUAUGCGCAGAUAUUAUGUUAAGCAACAAAGACAGUUUUGCGCCAAAAUAAAACACAAUUACUUGGUAGUAAAUUAUUCAAAACAACAAUGAGGCAUUCAAACAUUUACGGCCUUAUUCUUAAUUUAUAAAAAAUAAUAUAUCUAAAAUACUGAAUCAAUAACAAAAUAUAUAGAAAAUGUCACAAAGCAUUUCAAAAACGUACGACCGUUUAGGAGUUGAAUUGCUUCCCCAAGCACUCGACAAGCGCCAGUAGCAAAAAGGUAGUUUUUGUUUUUGUUGCAAUGAAGUAAAUGUGCGUUUGUGCAUAUAAAUUGUUGUUUGUGCUAAUAAGUAUAUAAGACAAUUAGUUUAUUAGUGAAAUAAAUAAUAUGGAGCUGUGUUUACAAAUUAAACGUACGUCCGCUCGAAUCUUUGAAUAAAUUUAAAUUUUGCGUUUAAUUUGGAAUGGGGAACAUUUCCCGUUUUUGCGUAAAUAUAAAUAUAAAUAUAUUUUUUUAAUCUAAAACAGCACGCAUGAAUUUUUUUUGUUUUUCACUGAGCAUUAAAUUGUUUAAUAUUGAAUGUAAACUGAUGAGAAUAUCCAGCGGAUUACUCACAAUUGUUCCAAAAGUGCCUCAGAGAAAGAAAACACGAUAUUGUACUUAUAUGUAUAUUAAUUAGUAUAUAGAUUAAGUUGUGGAACAUUUUUUUUUAAUUAUUCUACAGUUUCGAUUUAGUCGCACCUGUCUUAGCAAAUUUGUAGUGUCGAAAUGGCUAAUACACAUUACACAAGCUCACGAAUCAAGGUAUGCAAUACUGACUUUAUUUUUAGCUCGUUCACGACUUGCACUUUCGGUACGAACAUAAGGAAGUUAAACACACAAGCGAGCUGAAAUCGCGAGUUUAAAAAUUUGUACAUGUAUCUAAAAAUAAUAAUUCUAUUCCAUUUCUGUUUCAUAAAUUGUAUUGCUGAUUACGAGAUUGAGUUCUGAUUUUCAAAAAUUAAUAUGACGGACGUAAGUGAGGAGAAAAUCCUUAAAUAUUUUUGAAACUCAAUAAUUUAGCCUAUUUACGUUUUCAAAAUAGCUUAUUUAUUGUAUAAAGGUUUUCCAAAUCGGAAAGGCCAUUCCAAUAAAGUGGUCAUAAUCUAAUUUUUUACAUUUAAUAGCGUAUUAUAACUUAACAUCUCGAAACUUAAUUUUUGAUGACUUUCAAUGGUCAAUUUCAAUGAAAUUAUUGCCAGUCGAAAUAAAAAAUUGAAUGAAGUUGGCAAUUCAAAUUAUGAAACAUAUAUUGCCAACAUCUGCGUAGCAUUUUGCAUGUUUGGCAGCCAUUUUGUAUUGGUAACGCUGACAUUGGGAGCAUCUUUGAUAAUUUUUAGUUUCCCAGACUGUGUAUUGCCCUUCUUUGCAAAGGAUUCACCCAGAAUCGAUGCGCCCUUCUUUCCUCUUCAUCGUAUAAAUCAAAUAAUGCUUUCAAGCAAUCAAAAGCGCGUGCAAAUUAGUACGUUGUUACUUGACGACAAUUUUAAAAUUACGAUGACAUAACAUGACAUUGCCCACACUUAAAAUAUCGCCAACGCAUUCAAACAAAUUAUUAUAAAAUUAUUAUUAUAAAAUGAAUAAUUGAGUGUCGAGAUGUUGAGUAAUUUUGAAUUUAGGUUUCAAAAUUCUUAGUAGCGGAUACAGUGGACAGUACUUCGAAACAUUUUUAGAUUGACAAAAUUUAAUGAUUCGAUUGCUUAGUAUUAGUGAUUCAAAAAGCAAAUAGAUUUCAUGAAAGUCAUCGAUUUACAAGAUUUUAAGUAUAUAGAGCUGAUUAUUCAACUGAGAAACUGAAAAUUCAAAGAACCGGUUUCAAUAAGGUUGCUAUAACCUCAGUUUUUUUUUUGCAUUCUCCAAAUGGCGGAUUAUAAUUUUGAGUUUAGUUUUUCAAAAUUCUCAGUAGCGGAUCAAGUACAGCGGACGGUACUUCGAAAAUUGAUUGAAGAUUGACGAAAAACUUUAACCGAUGCUGCUGAUUGCUUAAUCUUGAAACUUCAAAAACAAGUGAAUCAUACGAAGGCCAACGGUUUCAUCCAUAUUUAGAAUAUUUAAAUGCUUCAUAGAAGUAUAAAAGUUUCCAUACCUAUUGGCAAUUUAUAAAAAAAGAUUUGGAAAAUGUAAUAUUUAAAAGACAUUAUUUAUAUUUGUUGAAGUUCGUAAAAUCUUCUAUAUAUGUACAUACAUACAAGCAAUUUGAAAACGAACAAACAUUUGCUGUCGCUGGAGACUUGUAGAAAAUUCGAGUUUUUUACUUUCAAGUACGCACCAAAGCUGUACGAGUAUUGGCAGAUAGUUGUUGCGAAGUCAAAUAUGUAUGAAUAAGGAAGUUUUUAAGAUAUCACAAUCAACAAUAUUCCAUAACAAUUUGUACAACUUUCUUACAGAAAUAGAAAUUGCUUAGGACCACUUUGCGCUGUAUGAAUAAAUAUUUUUCUUCUCUUUUGGUAACUUUUUUGUAAACCAAAAGUAGUUGAGUAGGAAAUUUAAUUUUUGGAAUAUUUUUUCAAAUUCUCGAUUAAGAAUCGUAAAAAUCAGAGUCGUAGUUACCCGGGGAACUGAAGUCAAAAGCAAUAAAGGCAAGCAUCAAAUACAUCUAACGUUAUAUACUCGUUAAGUAUACCAUCGGAAUUUUCGUACAGUGUACAGUGUGUUUCGAGUCGCUUUUAUUUGUGUUUAAUUUCGUUUUACCCAAGCACUUGUAUAUACAUAUAAAUAUUUUACACUUGAAAUAAUUGGACUGAUAUUUCCUUGGCUAUGAAAGUUAUCAAUGCUGUUAUAAUCUUGUAUUACUUACACAUACUGUAUAGGUACUUAUAUACAUAUAUGUACAUAUAUGCAUGUACAUACAUACGUACGUACGCUGUGUUAGAAUGUACAGGCAAACUUCCGUCAAAUAAUUACUUAAUUUGGUAUUAAUUACUACAUUACCUAAAUAUUAGUAUAUGCAUCUACAUAAUAGCAACAUUUAUAAAACACGAAUAGGCAUAUACAAAUAUAUACAUAUGUACGAAUAUAUAUAUGAAUAUAUACGAAUGAAGAGCAUAGCAAUAUUAGUACUAAUUUUUAGCAAGCGAAAAAAAAAAACCUCACACACAAAGACAAAAUGUAUGUAAAACAAGUUUGCAUACAUCAGACACUAAGCACUAGACCUAACAACAAUAAUAUGUAAUAAUAAUUGUAAUACACAGCGAAAUUUUACCACAAUUAAGCAACAGCGAAAGAUGCAAAAUUUUGUAUCAGCAAAAUCGCUGAGAAAAUUAUAUCAUUAUUAUACCUUUUAAUAAAAAAUUACCUAAAAACAGUUAAUGUU